AAGACAGUCAGUGAUCUGCUAACAGCCGUUUAACAGCGCGCACACGCACGCUCCCUGGCGACAAGGCGACAAGAGGAAACGACGUUAGUCACUUGUUGAAGUUCUCACAUUCUCAAAGGGAAUAUUAGUCUGGGAAGAGGCGUGGAGACGAUCAUAGCAUUACGCGCAACUUUUACGCACAGGCAAGGAGCGGCUGGACAUUGCCUGUGCAUCUUACCUGCUGGACGCUCACUAGUGUGCCCACUGGCCAGAUGUAAUUACACUACCGCAUACUAAGUGUCCCCACGCUGCAUGAGGACAUGGAUGAAACUGUGAUCUUGUUCUGCUGCUAAAGGGAGAAACCACCCCAAUUCGCAACACGGAGACUGGAUAAGUUGCGCGGCAAAAGCGGACAAUCCUCGUGGUUUACCAAAAUGAGUAUUUGUCACCAACAAAUCUGCAAGAUUGCACAAUUACUUAUAGCAACUGUCACGGCGGUUUGCGCACAAGACACAAGCAGUAAAGAACUGGUGGACAGUAAGAACCCAGUGCCUUUACCCAUCUCUCUACCAAUAAACUACGAGAUUCGAGAUGCUGAGUACCUCUUCUUGAAAGAGGCAGGUCAAGACUUCAUGAGAAACUCCAGCACACAGAGUCACACUCAACCAUUUGUCAUCAUUAGAGCAAACCGCCAACCUGCUAUAAAUGCUAGCUAUGGGGCCAUCUCCACUGAACAACUUAUUUCUCAAGACCUGCUCCAAAAUAUCCGCCUUUUCAACGCUCCCGAAGACUUCACCUUCAACUGGAAAAUUCAAGCGUUUAUUCUGACGCCCAGAGUUUUUUCCUCCAAGCCUAAAGUUCGUGUGCUCUUCUAUGUGGCUGGUAGAGACUGGGGCAGGGGUGAAGAUAGUGCAGAUGAGUUACCAUGUGUGACUGUUUUCGCUUUCUGGCAAACACAGGAGGUUAGAGGAUCAUGCGCACUUGGGGGAGAUAAGGGCACUUGCAUGGCUGAGCUGUCCCCUGCCUUCAGCUGGUUUGCCCCAGGAGUAGAGGGCACAAGCAGGGAAAGACAGGACCCAACUACUGGCAACCCUGUGGAGCUAUACUAUCAGGCCCAGCCCAAAGUCGAUGGAGAAUGUAAUGCAAUGAAGGAAAGUCGCUGGGGUGAUCCUCCAGUGCAGCCUGAGUAUACCCCUGUCACACCCAUGGAGAGGAUUGGGAGUGUUCGCCUCCUACAGGUCCCUAAAGGAAUGGCAACAUUAUCCAGACUCAAGCUGGGGAAUGCCAUUGUGAUUAGGACCUCCUCCAAACCACUGAAGAAGACUGAUAUAGCCACAUUCUACAUCCUCAUGGCCAGCUCUGCACAACUGACCAACUUUACUCUGAGAGCCACGGUGAAGAAAGGCGUGACUUUUCGGACAGCUACUCCCAGUAACUCUGUACUGUGGGACAUUACUCUGGACAUGGGACCAGAUGGAACCAUUGCAGUUGUUUGCCAGCGGAAAGCACCCAUUCCUGGAAAAAGACUUGAAAGCAGCCUGCUGGAGGUGCUUCAGAUGGACUUUGAGGUAGAGGAGCUGAGCAGUCCCCUUGACAGUCAGGUGAUUGUGUGGAAACUCGAGCUGCCGACCGAAUCCAAAAACAGUGCCAAGACCGAAGGGGCCAUGCGCAUCUACACCACACAGAGAGACUUCGUAGGCCUAGCCCCUCUUGUAAUGGAUUCAGAGAUUCUGAACACGGCGGUCCUGACUGGUAAAAAGGUGGUGAUGCCUGUGAGGACAGUGGCUGUGGAGGAGGACGGUUUAGUGACAGACGUGUCAGACUACACAGACUGUAGCACCAAUGAUGAGGACGUGCUGAAGGUGUCAGAUCGGUGUGAUUACGUCUUUGUGAAUGGAAAGGAGACCAAAGGUAAAGUGAAGAUGCUGGUGAACUUCACUUACAGCUACCUCAGUGCUCAGCUGGAGUUAAAAGUUUGGAUGCCCCGCCUCCCACUGCAGGUUGAGGUGUCUGAUGCAGAACUGAGUCAGAUAAAGAGCUGGAGAGUUCCAAUAUUAACUUCUAAAAGAUCUAACUGGAACAGUGAGGAAGAGGACAGGAGGGGAAAGGGAUGUAUGCUACAGUUUCAGCACGCUAUUGUCCGAGUGCUAACUCAUUUCAUGGCAGAGCAGGAGGACCCCCGGGAGCCUAAGGCCUACUUCCUUGGCUCAGACUGGCAGGUGGACGUGACACAGCUCGUCAGAUACUUCAUGAAGGUGGAGGACACAAGAGUGGCCCGAUUACAGGCAGGGCGGGUGCUGUCAGGGCGAGAUCUGGGAACAACUGCAAUUCAAGUUUUUUCUCCACUUUCUGAUACAGUUUUGGCAAAGACAACUAUCAGGGUGGUGGAUGAUAAAGUCACAAUCACAGAGUUGGGAGUUCAGCUGGUUACUGGUCUCUCCAUGAACUUACAGUUAAGCCCUGGCAGCAACAGAGCGAUUUUAGCUACCACCACCACACAAGAAAAUCUGCAGAGCCCCAAACAGAAAGCGUUGGUCAGUGCUUGGGUACAGUUCAGUGAUGGCAACCAGACACCUCUAGACAUUUAUGACUCAGCCUUCUACAGGAUGACAGUGACUUCGUUGGAUGAAGGGGUCGUGUCUGUACCAGGGAGAGCCCCACAGGUGGUUGCCGAAGGAGAGGGGGAGGGAGUCCUGGUUCGAGUGGAGAUGUCAAUCUGUGAGGCCUGUCAGAAAUCCAAACGCAAAAGUACUGUGGCUGUGGGCAACGGCAGCCUUAAGGUCAAGUUUGCAGUCAACAGUCGACGUCCAGAUAACUCCAGCACAGACAGCAGAGGAAGCAUCAGAAAUGACUAUGGAAGUGAUGAUGUGGAAACAGAUACAAGUGGAAGGUGGAAAUCUUCCAACCCAACAUCACGCUCAGAUCGUACAGCACAGAAAACAACUUUUGUCAAGUCGACAGAGCGCACUUACAUCACAAGUGGGACUCUUGGGGGAGUGGGCAAGACCAGCAACACUCGAACUUUUGGUAGUCCAACUAGUAUAGUGAAUAUGAGUAUGAUGAACAGUCCCAAUGAUUCAGGCAACAUGAUCGUGGAGGAUAUGGGCAGUGUAAGCUUAACCAGCACCGUGAAACCUCCAGGUAACCUGGUAAACUACAAUAAUUUCCCUAAAGUCGGGGUACCUGGGCAAGACCGGGUGGAGGUGGAAAUUGGUGGAGAAGAGUUACUGGUCAAUCGGCCUCUCACUGACUUGGAGAUUGGUAUGUAUGCUUUGCUGGGUGUUUUUUGUUUGGCCAUUUUAGUGUUUUUGGUCAACUGCAUCUCUUAUGUAGUUAAAUUUCGACACAAGAAGCCUUCCUCUCACAACCUGGAGCCCACAGGCCAUAGGCAUGACUGGGUGUGGUUAGGUACUGAUGCAGAGCUGGUGAUGAGUGUCCCUGGCAGCCCUGUGCAGCAGGACCCUCAGACAACCACAGUAAUAGACAUAGUGCCGGAGAAGACCAGCACUAUGUCUAGAAGGCCCAGCUGCUUGGCCUCAGUCACUGACUCUCCUACUGGCUGUGCAGGCUCAGUCAGGGCCAAACCUAUGCAACCUGAGUCCCUCCACUCUCCGACCAGUAAGAGGAAGAGAGUCCAGUUCACCACCUUCUCCACACUCGAGCGCCAGCACUCACAUGUCCCAGCCCAGAUGAAUGGAGAGGGGAUCCAGUGGGUUGGAAAGGAGGACAGCUGUGAGGAGGAGCCCCAAGUGCCUAGCACAGAGCUAGGGGACCAUUUAUAAUACAGGACCUGAUCAUGUACAUUUACAGGCUUUGAUCACCUCAAUGCCUUUGUUGGAUCCAAAAACUUUUAAUGAUAUGUCUUAUGGAAUGAUGCUCCACAUUUCAUAUCUAGAUAUUUUACAUACACUGUACAUUGAUGUUAAUAAUGGGUGUGUGGAAAGUAUGAUGUUCAAACAAUCCCACCAAAUAGAAGUACUGCAUGCAUAUAUACAAUCCACAUUUAACUAAAUGAAACGUAUUCAAAAUU
Messenger RNA from Boleophthalmus pectinirostris (great blue-spotted mudskipper), 4009 nucleotides. Its product is annotated as transmembrane protein 132D. The coding region runs from base 414 to 3761 and encodes 1115 amino acids. The record is from RefSeq and is a predicted model, not a curated record. NCBI's taxonomy places the organism in Eukaryota, Metazoa, Chordata, Actinopteri, Gobiiformes, Gobiidae. The transcript is spliced from 9 exons.